AUGGGAAACUACAAGGAGGGCAGAGGGAAGUCGCGUUGUGUGCUAAAGGUAGACCUUCAGAAGGCUUACGAUUCGGUGAAUUGGGAUUUUCUGUUGGGUGUGUUGUUGGCUAUAGGUACGCCCCUUCAGUUUGUUAGUUGGGUGAGGGCUUGUGUUACUCCGCCUAAGUUCUAUGUGAUGAUUAAUGGUUCCCUUGAAGGGUUCCAUGAUCGGUGUGAGUGUUUGGGCCUAACUCAUUUGGUUUUUGCAGACAAUUUGAUGAUUUUCUGUGCAGCUGAGAGAGAUUCUUUGGAGUUUGUGAGGCAGGUAUUGACAAAAUUUGUAGAAUUGUCUGGGUUAGUAGCAAAUAUUGGAAAGAGUUCCAUGUUUGUUGCGGGUGUGGAGUCGGGGGAGGCGGAGGAACUUGGGUAUCUCUCUUGUAUCUUCGUGUUGCCUGCGUGUGUAACUCAUGAGGUUGAUCGUCUAUUACGUAGUUAUUUAUGGGAGGGUAGUGUGGUAAGUUGGGGUGGUGCACGGGUGGCGUGGGAUGAGGUGUGCUUGCCGUUGGGAGAGAGGGGGGUUGGGUGUGAAGCAUGUGGCCUCUUGGAACCAGGCUACUAUUAUGCAGCUGCUUUGGCUUCUCUUAAUUAA
Molecule: messenger RNA, 630 nt
Organism: Benincasa hispida (wax gourd)
Lineage: Eukaryota; Viridiplantae; Streptophyta; Magnoliopsida; Cucurbitales; Cucurbitaceae
Source: RefSeq, a predicted model, not a curated record